CAAUAAUUUUUUCCUAUUUUUUUAGAAGGAAAUAAAUUUUCUCUGCGAUUGUCAUAUACGCUGCCUCGAAUAAAUUUCUUAGCAUAUAUUUGUGCAUGGAGAGCUGUCAUUUCUUUGCUUACCAUAUAUAAAUUGGAUUUGAUAGUUGUUCCUGUCAUUUAUAUAUAUAAUUAAUACAUAUAAUUCACAUACUUACAAGAAAUCUGCCUUUCGUGGUGCUGCUGUUUCUUCUUCUUCUUCUUCUUCUUCUUCGUCUCUUUUUCUUAUAUUCGCAGUGGGUUCUCUGCAGUGUUCUUGGGCAUCAGACUCUGUGUUUUGCCUCUAUCGAUAGUGUUUUCAGAGGCUGUGACCCAUGAAGAUGCCAGUAAGUUCUGGUUCCUUGCCAUUUCAGGUGGCAAUCAUAUUGCUGCUGGCAUUAAGCACUGCUGUGGAUAUUAAUGGACAAGAGAGUAAUGGAGUCUGUGAUGAUAAACCAAGUUUAGAACCAAGACCCCACAGUGUGUCAAUCGUGGAGUUUGGUGCUGUUGGCGAUGGAAAAACAUUGAAUACUCUAGCCUUCCAAAAUGCCAUUUUCUAUCUCAAGUCCUUUGCAGACAAGGGUGGUGCCCAGCUGUACGUGCCACCGGGAAGGUGGCUCACCGGAAGUUUCAAUCUUACCAGCCAUCUUACUCUAUUCUUGGAAAAGGGUGCUGUUAUUCUUGGAUCUCAGGAUCCAUCUCAUUGGGAAGUUGUUGAACCCCUCCCGUCAUAUGGUCGUGGCAUAGAACUUCCUGGAGGUCGAUAUGGAAGCUUAAUAAAUGGAUACAAGUUGCAAGAUGUUGUUAUUACAGGUGAUAAUGGAACCAUAGAUGGACAAGGCUCGGUUUGGUGGGAUUGGUUCAAUUCUCAUUCUUUAAACUACAGCCGCCCUCAUCUUGUGGAAAUUAUAGAUUCUCAAUAUGUAGUUGUUUCGAACCUCACCUUCUUGAAUGCCCCUGCGUAUAACAUCCAUCCAGUCUAUUGCAGUAAUGUGAUUGUACAAAAUAUAUCAGUCACCGCUCCUCCAGAGUCCCCUCAUACUGUCGGUGUAGUCCCAGAUUCUUCUGAUAAUGUAUGCAUAGAGGAGAGCAUCAUUAACAUAGGCUAUGAUGCAAUUGCUCUCAAGAGUGGGUGGGAUGAGUAUGGCAUUGGCUAUGGAAGACCCACAAGAGACGUACACAUUAGAAACGUCCUCCUCCAGUCAUCUUCCGGCUCAUGUAUUGCCUUUGGUAGUGAAAUGUCUGGUGGCAUUUCCAAUGUGCAAGUGGAGCAUGUCCAUCUAUACAACUCAUUCAGCGGCAUUGAAUUCAGAACAACAACGGGAAGAGGUGGUUAUAUAGAAGAGAUCAUUAUAUCUCGUGUUGAAAUGGAAAACAUCGGUAUGGCAUUUGCUGCGAUAGGUCAUUCCUGGUCCCAUCCAGACGACCUUUACAAUCCUAAUGCCCUUCCAGUUUUGGAGCAAAUCACUAUGCAGAAUGUCGUUGGCAAGAACAUCACUGUAGCUGGAAACUUUUCAGGAAUUCAAGAGUCUCCCUUCACCUCUAUUUGUCUAUUCAACAUAUCCUUAUCACUAAACCCUGCAUCUCCCACUUCUUGGGUGUGUUCAGAUGUUUCUGGCGAAUCGGAAACUGUUUUCCCCGAACCAUGUCCGGAACUCGAGAGCUCCUCCACAAAUUCUUCAUCAACUUGCUUUUCCCUCCUGAAUUCUUAUGGCAGAGCUGCAGUCUUAUGAAACCAUUCCUUCAUUUCUUCUACCAUUCAGUGUCACAAAAAAAUAGGCCAGAUUCUUUCCAAUAAAACACAUAUGUCUAAAUCAUUUGUUCGUUCGUCGCCCGGGUUUCCGCAUUUCAUCUCUGCAGAUUACUUGUACAGCUUCAUAUCUUCAUUCAUGUGUAAGAAAAGUUUUGGUAGUGAUGGCACAAACUACAAUAUGAUUUGGAUAUUUUAGUGUUUCUGUUCAACUGAAUCCCAUGAUUUUCUUGUAAAAAACAUGAUUUGUUGUGGAUUGGCAUAAUAGGAGAAAUGGUGGUGGAUGUCGAGAAUUUCAAAUGCAGUCAUGGGAUUGAAUUUAUAAAAUACAUGGUGGGGAGGGAGACAGUUUGUGUCAAAA
Molecule: messenger RNA, 2128 nt
Organism: Tripterygium wilfordii
Lineage: Eukaryota; Viridiplantae; Streptophyta; Magnoliopsida; Celastrales; Celastraceae
Product: probable polygalacturonase
Exons: 6
Coding region: 353-1750 (465 amino acids)
Biological process (GO): carbohydrate metabolic process
Molecular function (GO): polygalacturonase activity
Source: RefSeq, a predicted model, not a curated record